UAGCCAUCCUCUUUAUCUUUGUUGUAGAGCAUAGAAAAAGAGAAACCGCGUCUCUCUCUCUCUCUCUCACCCGGUGUUACACUGAAUAGUCGGUGCCUCGACUUAUUUCGAUUCGUGUGAACUCCAUUUGCAGGUUACGUGUUACUUACAUUCUAGCAGCCUUUACUAUUAUAUAGAUAUAUAAUUACUUUCUCUUAUAUCUUAAGAAGCAAGAGAGAAAUCAUCUGGAAGUCUCUCUGUAUUGUUUUAAGCUUCAAUUCCAGUCAUAACCAAGUUGUAAUUUUGCGUUAAAAAUUUGGUUUUUGUAACUGGGAUCUUCAGGAAAAGCGUGAUGAGUUAUUACAAUCAGCAGCAGCAGCAACCACCUAUUGGUGUACCUCCUCCCCAAGGGUACCCUCCAAAGGAUGCCUACCCUCCACCUGGUUACCCUGCAGAAGGGUACCCUCCGCAGGGGUAUCCUCAGCAGGCUUAUCCACAACAGGGUUAUCCACCACAAGGAUAUGCUCCACAAUAUGCCCAACCUCCUCCGAAGAAGGACACCGGUUGCCUUGAAGGAUGUUUAGCGGCACUCUGCUGUUGUUGCCUUUUGGAUGCUUGCUUCUGAGGAAAGCACUUUGGUCUUUACUAUAAUUUAGACAUGGUGAUUCACUGCUUGAUUGAUGCUAUGUCGAAUUUACUAUCUCUCAGAAUUAGAUUCUUCUCUAUUAGCAUCUUAUGGAAGACUUUUAUGGCUAAAGAGUAGUUUGAUCUUCUUAGCUUUGGAUUCUGUAUUUGCAAACUUGAAGAUUGUUACAUACAUUCUACUAUUGUAUGAAGAAACAUGUCUUUAACUGAAUAACUUUAUUCCCGUAUAUAAAUGUCUUUCAUAAUUUGGAUAAUGUACUUGUAUACACUGUCAAUAAUUGAACGAAUCAUUUAGUAGUG
Messenger RNA from Humulus lupulus (European hop), 924 nucleotides. Its product is annotated as protein CYSTEINE-RICH TRANSMEMBRANE MODULE 13-like. The record is from RefSeq and is a predicted model, not a curated record. The transcript is spliced from 3 exons. The coding region runs from base 332 to 604 and encodes 90 amino acids. Lineage: Eukaryota; Viridiplantae; Streptophyta; Magnoliopsida; Rosales; Cannabaceae.